AUGAGUGAAUCUUUCUUCGAUCUCUUUGACAAUUUAAAAGAUGGAAAGCAAGGAGGUUCGUCUACUGUUUAUAAAGCUACAUACAAAAAGACUCAGACCACUAUUGCUUUAAAAAAGAUCGAAAUAGAUCCUGAAUAUCCAGAAGAUUUUGAAUCUUUACAAAAUGAAAUAAAAUUUCAUAAAAAUAUCGACUACCCACUAAUUUUACACUUUUACGGCAGCUCCACAUCUGAAACAAAAUCUUUCGUUAUUUUAGAAUAUGGAGGUGAGCAAUCACUUUUGCAAUAUAUUAACAACCGAGGACCUCUUACUGAAGGGCAAGCAAAAAAGUUUUUUAUACAGCUUAUUAGUUCCUUACAAUAUCUUCAUACGCAAUGCCAUCUACUUCACAGUGAUAUCAAACUCGAAAAUAUUUUAAUAGAUAGUCAAAAUAAUGCGAUUUUAAUUGAUUUUGGUCUCUGUUGUACUCUUGGCUCAGUAAAUCCUGGUUUUGCAGGUACAAUUCAAUAUACAGCUCCUGAAGUAUUUGAUAAAGUUAUUGAUUCAACUGGAGCUUCUGAUAUAUGGAGUGCAGGCAUAGUUCUCUACGCAAUGCUUGAAGGUUGCCUUCCUUUCGGAGGUGAAUUAGAAGAUGCAGAAGAAAUUGUGCAUGAAAUCCAAACUAAACCACUUGACUUAUCAGAAUCCUCAAAUCUCUCUCCAAAAGCAAAAGCUUUAAUUAGCAGAAUUCUUACAAAAAAUCCUAGUGAAAGAAUUAAAAUUCAAGAAUUUGUAAAUGAUCCUUGGAUUGCUGACAGUCCAUAUGCAUCCCUACUAUCAUACGAUUCUACUGUUUUGCAAAGCCUGAAAAGACUUCCAACUACUGUUAAUGAAAUUGAUAACUCAAUCAUGAAAGAAAUUAUAGCAAUUGGGUUUGAAAAACGCAAAAUAAUAGAACAUAUUUUAGCUCGUUCGGAUACUGAAGAUGUUUUAUACUAUCGGAUUAAAAAACUUCAAAGCAUUUUGAAACAAAUUUACCAAUUUAGAGCUGCGCAAUAUAAACUACCAAGAGAAAUACCCCUUGUUUCGAGAAUCCCUUCACAAAUUCCAUGCUAUACUAUCAAGAAAAAAAAGGCUUUUAUGAAAAAUAAUAAUUGA
Messenger RNA from Trichomonas vaginalis G3, 1137 nucleotides. Its product is annotated as protein serine/threonine kinase protein. The transcript has a single exon. Gene Ontology annotation, cellular component: autophagosome; cytoplasm. The record is from RefSeq and is a predicted model, not a curated record. Bases 1 to 1137 code for a protein of 378 amino acids. Gene Ontology annotation, biological process: protein autophosphorylation; autophagy; autophagosome organization. Gene Ontology annotation, molecular function: ATP binding; protein serine/threonine kinase activity. NCBI's taxonomy places the organism in Eukaryota, Parabasalia, Trichomonadida, Trichomonadidae.